Messenger RNA from Acanthopagrus latus (yellowfin seabream), 2596 nucleotides. It is a transcript of the gene fhl3a, whose product is annotated as four and a half LIM domains 3a. Gene Ontology annotation, biological process: actin cytoskeleton organization. Gene Ontology annotation, cellular component: nucleus; Z disc; stress fiber. Lineage: Eukaryota; Metazoa; Chordata; Actinopteri; Spariformes; Sparidae. The record is from RefSeq and is a predicted model, not a curated record. Gene Ontology annotation, molecular function: transcription coregulator activity; actin binding. Bases 541 to 1380 code for a protein of 279 amino acids. The transcript has 7 exons.
AAAGAGUUUAAGUGUGGCACCGAUUUUGAUUUCAUCCGGCGGAGCAUGACAGUCACCUGAGACGUCACCUUCACUGGUCACAAGCUGCUUCAAAAAGAACAAGCAGCAGCAGCAGCAGCAGAGCCCAGAGACAGAAGGCCCUGCUGGGAGCUCCCAUCACACCCUCCACUGCCUGGACUCCUCUCGUUUGAAGUCGUUGGAAGAGGGAGGGAGGAAUGGCUUUUUCUUUUUUUUUUCGGGGGGAGAGGCGGGAUCUUGUGACUCACAGGCAACUUCCUCAGUAGUAGGACAAAUGUAGCCGGCAAGCUGCAUCAGUCUCCGCCGCAGAGAUUUGACUACUGUCAGAAGAAACACAAAAUAAAGUCUGUUCCCUGCUGGAGGGCGACGCUCCUGAGCCGCCGGAGUAGCGACCUGUGAACUGAUCCCAGGCCUGAUCUGAGCGAGUGUCCGCUGACAGAGGCAGGGAGGCGGGUUACCACUGUUGUUGCAAGAAGGUGCCUCCAGACUCCAGACAUUACUCCUGGCUUACAGAAUAUUACAAUGGCCGACCGCUUUGACUGUGACAACUGCAAGGAGUCCUUGUAUGGCCGCAAGUACAUCCAGUCAGACGACAGUCCCUACUGCAUCCCCUGUUACGACAGCCUGUUCUCCAACACGUGUGAGGAGUGCAAAGAGCUUAUCGGCCACGACGCGAGGGAGCUCUUCUACGAGGACCGGCACUAUCACGAGCACUGCUUCCGCUGUUUCCGCUGUGAUCGCUCGUUGGCAGAUGAGCCUUUCACCAGCCAGGAUGACGCGUUGCUCUGCAAUGACUGCUACUGUAAUGAGUUCUCCUCCAAGUGUGUUGCCUGCGACAAGAUCGUCAUGCCAGGCACAAGGAAAUUGGAGUACGCAGGCUCCACAUGGCACGAGGGCUGCUUCAUCUGUCACAGCUGCGAGCAGCCCAUCGGCUCCAAGUCCUUCAUCCCCGACAAGGACGAACACUACUGUGUGUCCUGCUACGAGGACAAGUUCGCUCCACGCUGCACGCGCUGUAAAAAGACCCUGGCUAAAGGCGGCGUGACCUAUCGGGAGGAGCCGUGGCAUAAGGAGUGUUUUGUGUGCACCAACUGUAAGACACAGCUGGCGGGGCAGCACUUCACCUCUCGAGACGACAGCCCUUACUGUCUCAAGUGCUUCGGCAGCCUCUACGCCAAGAAGUGCGAGGCCUGCAGCAAACCAAUCACAGGUUUUGGAGGAGGAAAGUACAUCUCAUUCGAGGAUCGCCAGUGGCAUCAGCCCUGCUUCACCUGCUCCCAGUGCUCUGUGUCCCUGGUGGGCGCUGGCUUUUUCCCGAACGGUGACAAGAUCUUGUGCCGCGACUGCAACAGCAACCUAUAGAGCAGCCGCUCGCCAUGCCCCCACCCUUUCCCUUGACUUACCUUCCACCCUUUCGUCACAGCAUUUCAAGAACCCAGAGUCAUUACCGAGGAAGGUAACACAGGCUAACUGCCUCUCAGGUUGUUUAUAUUAAGAUAGCAGUUCCUCACAGCCCACGGAUUUGAAAAAUUCAAAUUUUCAUCAAGGAGUGCGCAAAAAAAUCCUUCUUUCGAUGAACGAUCACAAAGAUUUUUCACUUUAACCAAAAAGUUAAUGGAGUGCCUUAAAAGUAACAUUACUUAUAUGUUAUUUACUAUUUAACCAAAGAAAUGCAAAAUGCUAGUCACUUUGCUCAAAAAAUUCCUUUGUAUUUUAUUUUUAAAAAAAGUUGUCACUUCAGGUAGAGGUCCAACUCUGAAGAGAAGACACAGAACACUGAUACAGUAUGUGUACCUUACAGUGUGUGUUUCAAAAUAUGGUGGAGGUACUGUUGUGAUGCUUUUAGAACUGCAGUUUUAAGCAUUUCAAUUACAAUAUGUCAGAAAGUAAAACAAAGAAACGAGAAGAAGAACCGAGGUAGUUGAUGGUAGUAAUGAUCAAUAAAGUCGAUUGCACUUUGGAUUAGAUAUUCUCUGGCUACCAAGUUAUGUGCACAUAAGAACACGAUUUAAAAAAAAAAAAAACAUGGCACACAGACCACUUUUCAUGUCAUGUAUCUGCUUUUGAUGAACUCUGCAAUGACACUUAUUUUUACAUAAAACUUCUUCUAUUUUCACUUUUUUUUCAUUUGUUGUAAUGAAUCUGUUUUUCUUUUUUUUUUUUUUGUUUUUGUUUUUCAUCACUGUUGCUGUAAGAGCCAGCAUUUAUAACCCAAGAGAAGCUGAAAUGAAAUUGCAGGAGUAUGCAUGUGUCUGCCAUGAUUCGCCUCAAUGAUGAUUUUUUUUUUUUGUCGCUUAUACUGUAACGCUGUUACUGUCCUUUUGUUCUGCAUUGUUAGUUUGUUACAUGUAUGUGAAAAAAUGAUUAAAAAAUACCUAUAUUUCAUUAUUUCAGCUUUGAUGCUGGUGAGUCAGAGUUGGCAAAUAUGCAUUUAGAGAUGGAAAAUGCUCCACUGAGGUGAUGACAGUAUGAACUUACUGUGUAAAGGAAAAAUACAGAUGAUAGAUGAUAUGGCUAAAUGCUACAUGUUUAGUUUUUAUUUGUGAAGGCUUAUUAAAUAAAUUUACACUGACUUGGU